Quercus lobata is the source of this 2971-nucleotide messenger RNA. RefSeq names its product pentatricopeptide repeat-containing protein At3g09040, mitochondrial-like. NCBI's taxonomy places the organism in Eukaryota, Viridiplantae, Streptophyta, Magnoliopsida, Fagales, Fagaceae. Bases 159 to 2576 code for a protein of 805 amino acids. Gene Ontology annotation, molecular function: protein binding; RNA binding. The record is from RefSeq and is a predicted model, not a curated record. The transcript has 2 exons. Gene Ontology annotation, biological process: RNA modification.
UUCACAUUAAUUCAUAUAUGUAUGGCACUUUUGGAUGAAUUAUUGAAUGACCUGUUGCUGUGGGCUAGUGGUGUUAACUGUCAAGAGUCAAUGCCUUUUUCUUUGGCAGAAGCGCCUUUAAUCCUAGUUAGCAUGUGUGAAGAGGCCACUAACCAUUGAUGAUUAUCCUAGGACUCUCUCGUAGUAUUUCAAUACCGACACAGUUUCUCUUCUUUGUAAGGAAACCUUGUCAGUUCCACACAAUCUACAAACAUCAGCACAAGCUCUACAGUUCCAAAUCCUGCUCUUCAUACUCUGGUCUCUUACUGGGGAAAGACCCAACUGCCAUAUCCACUGCCCUUUCACUCUCUGAGAAUUCAAAAUCAUAUUUUCUCGGUACCCAAAUCCAUGGCCACAUAGUCAAGUUAGGACUUACUAGUGACAUUUUUUCUCAGAAUAAUCUUAUUAAAAUGUACUCAAAACUCGGGGUAUUUAGUUAUGGGCUUAAUGUGUUUGAUGAAAUGUUACAAAGAAACCUUGUUUCCUGGACUUUGAUAAUCUCGGGUGCCAUUCAAAAUGGUGAAUGCAUUCUGGGGUUGGAUAUUUUUUUGCACAUGAUAAGAAGUGGGUUGAGGCCAAAUGAGUUCACUUUGGGUAGUGUUGCAAAAGCGUGCGCUAUCAUUGGAACUUAUGAAUUUGGUUUGUGUAUUCAUAGUUUUGCUUUGAAAAUUGGGAUGGAGUGGAACCUGUUUGUUAUUAGUUCCAUCUUAAACAUGUAUGCUAAGUUGGGGGAUAUUGGAUCAGCUGAGAGAGUAUUUGUGUGUAUGGACAAGCUUGAUGUUGGUUGUUGGAAUGCUAUGAUAGGAGGGUAUGCAGAAUGUGGCUAUGGCUUUGAAGCAUUGAAGAUUGUAUCUUCGAUGCAAUGUAGGGGUGUAAGAAUGGACCAUAUCACCUUGGUUAAUGCUUUUAAGGGUUGCUCGGUUAUGGGAGAUUUGGAAUAUGGUAAACAACUUCAUGCAUUGCUCGUUAGGAGUGAGUUAGAAUCUAGUACUUCAGUGAUGAACGCUCUCUUGGAUAUGUACUUCAAAAAUGAUGGGAAGCAGUCUGCUCUGAAAGUUUUCAAUAGAAUGAAAAACAAAGAUGUUAUCUCAUGGAAUAUUGCAUUUGGGGGCUUUUCUGAGGAAGGAGAUGCAAGAGAAAUUGUAAUCUUAAUUAAUGAGUUAUUGCUGAUUGGAGUGAAGCCCAACAAUGUCACUUUCUCAAUCUUGCUUAGAAAAUGUGGGGAGCUCCUAGAUAUCAACCUUGGGCUUCAAUUUUUUUCACUUGCCUUACGUCUUGGAUUCUUAGAUGAAGUUAACGUCUCAAACUCACUAAUCAGUAUGUUCUCUAGAUGUGGGGCCAUGGGAAUGGCAUGUCUAGUAUUUGAUAGUGUACCUCUCAAAAGCAUAAUUACUUGGAAUGAGUUGAUUUGUGGUUACAAUUUAAUAUGUCAUUACACAGAAGCUCUAAAUAUUUUCUGUAGUUUGAGGGAGUUGGGAGUUGAGCCAGAUAGAUUUACCCUCUCCAGCAUUUUGGAGGCUUGUUAUAAAUGUGGAAACCAACAGAUGGGAAGACAAAUUCAUGGUUCUAUUGUGAAGCUUGGUUUUGCUUCUCAUGGAUAUAUCUGCAGUUCUUUAAUUAAAGGUUAUGUUUCAUUUGGGCUACUAGAUGACUCCUAUGAAUUUUUUAAUGGACUUGACAGAUUAGAUUUGGCAUCCUGGGGGGUGAUGAUAUCUACAUUGGUGCAUGAAGGCCAUAAUUAUGAAGCUAUGAGAUUCUUUAACUCUCUAAUAAAAUCUGGUGAGAAGCCUGAUGAGUUUAUUUUGGGAAGUGUUUUGAAUAGUUAUGCUGCUGUUGGAGCUUAUCAACAAACUCAGUCUGUCCAUCCACUUGUUAUAAAAAUGGGAUUUGACAAACAAGAGUUUGUUUCUAGUGCAGUUAUAGAUGCCUAUGCGAAAUGUGGGGAUAUUGAGGGCUCCAGGACAGUUUUUGACCAGUCAUUUAUAUCGAAUGAUGUGAUUAUAUAUAAUACUAUGAUCAUGGCUUAUGCCCAUCACGGUCUUGUUUUGGAAGCUUUGGAAAUAUUUAAGAAAAUGAAGUUGGCUAAUCUACAGCCCAACCAAGCCACAUUUGUAUCAAUUAUAUCAGCUUGUAGUCAUAUGGGUCUUAUUGAUCAAGGCCGUCUUUUGUUUGAAUCAAUAAAUUUGGAUUAUGGGAUGGAACCAUCUCCAGAUAAUUAUGGUUGCGUAGUUGAUAUGCUGUCACGGAAUGGAUACCUUGAAGAUGCGAAAAAUGUAAUAGAAAUGAUGCCUUUUCCUCCAUGGCCAGCUAUUUGGAGAUCCUUGCUUAGUGGUUGUAGGAUACAUGGGAACAGAGAGUUGGGAGAAUGGGCAGCUGGGAAGUUACUUAAGAUGGUCCCUGAGAAUGAUGCAGCAUAUGUAUUGUUGUCGAAGGUUUAUUCUGAAGGGGGUAGUUGGGAACAUGCUGCAAAGAUAAGAAGGGGUAUGAUCAAAAGAGGUGUCUCAAAAGACCCAGGAUAUAGUUGGGUUGAGAUAUAGUAAAAGCUUUGAUUUCCUUUGACAAAGAAGCUGUCGAAUGUUUCAGCUUUCUGAAUAGCUGCUUGGAUGCUGAUCCUUCAGAAACUUUGGGGAGAGAGAUUUUGAUUCCUUGUUCAUAUAAUAAAUGAAGCCUCAGGACAGCAAAGGAUAUCACCUUUUUGUUAUCGGCUUACUACGGCAAUAAUGCUGAUUUUUGAAUUUUCUUGGAAAAGCCCAUUUGAAUGCAGUAAAAGAAUUUAGGUUGUCUGGCAAUGAAAGUUUGGUUUCUGUUGGAUAUGAUUGAAUUUGGAUCCACAUAUCUAAAUUUGGAAUGCAACUUUCCAAGGCAUACCAGCCUAUAUUUCACUUCACAUGAUUGUUAUUUGCUAGUUCUUGUACAACAAAAGUUUCUUACA